UUCAACGGAUGGUUUGUGGCCAGUAAUCUGUUAUAAGAACUGUGAGGACGAAAUUUCAUCAUAUUACGUGACUAUAAAAACUUAUAAUAAAUAUGGUCCAUCAAUUAUUAUAUUCCAGUAGUAAAUUAGAAAGAUUUGUUUUAAGUUCCAUUUACAAAAAUGCCAAUAUAUUUCAGUUAAGAAGAUAUUUAUCACUUAUAAGAAAUGGCAGUAACACAAGUACAGUGGAAAAUCUACGAAAUCAAUGGAGAGUACUAUAUAAUGAGCCACCAAAAGGAUUUGAAAAAUUUUUUAGGCAAAAAAAAGAUUCUAAUAAAACAACUAAAGAAGUCGGUGACAAAGAUAAAAAGGAAUCCAAAAAAGCUUCUGAGUCACAGUCAUCUAAAAGUCAAUUUGAUAAAGCAUCUCAGUACUCUUCAAAUACUAAUAAACGUUUUUUUCAAUGGGAAUUUAAAUGGAAUGAAAAAAAAUUUGAAGGCAAUAAUAAUGAUAAAUUGUUUUUUUUUGGUACCUUAUUAGUGGGAUUGCUUUUUUAUUUGGUAGAGGUAUUACAAUAUCAAACAUCAGAAAUUACAUGGAGAGAAUUUAUAACAAAAUAUUUAGAUAAAGGAAUAGUGGAUAAAGUGGAAGUUAUCAAUAAACAGUGGGCUCGUGUAAAGUUAUUACCUGGCAAUACUGUCGAUGGCAAAGAUUCUUUGUGGUUCAGCAUUGGUAGUGUUGAAACUUUUGAACGUAAUUUGGAGAAUGCACAAAUAGAUUUAAAUAUAGAACCACAAAAUUAUAUAUUAGUACAUUACAAGGAUGAGAUAGAAUUACAGCAUAUCGUAAAGUUAAUACCACAACUUAUUGUGUAUGGUAUGAUGUUUUAUGUAAUUCGUAAAUCAGCAAUGCAGUUUGGCAAAGGAAGAAAAAGUGGUCUUUUUGGUCCAUUAAUGGAAUCAACUGCAAAAUUAGUCAAUUCUAAAGAUAUUGGUGUUCAGUUUAAAGAUGUUGCUGGAUGUGAAGAAGCAAAGAUUGAAAUUAUGGAAUUUGUAAACUUUUUAAAAAAUCCACAACAAUAUAUGGACCUUGGGGCUAAGAUACCUAAAGGAGCAAUACUUACAGGUCCACCGGGUACUGGUAAAACAUUAUUAGCUAAGGCUACAGCUGGUGAAGCAGGUGUACCCUUUAUUAGUGUGUCAGGUUCUGAAUUUCUGGAAAUGUUUGUUGGUGUUGGUCCAUCAAGAGUUCGGGACAUGUUCUCACUCGCACGAAAACAUGCUCCGUGCAUAUUGUUUAUCGAUGAGAUUGAUGCCGUUGGAAGAAAAAGAGCAAGUCGAAAUUUUGGCGGACACUCAGAACAAGAAAAUACUCUUAAUCAACUUCUAGUUGAAAUGGAUGGUUUCAAUACUACUACUAAUGUAGUUGUGUUAGCGGCGACCAACAGAAUAGAUAUUUUAGAUAAAGCUUUGCUCCGACCCGGAAGGUUUGAUAGACAAAUUUAUGUUCCUGCUCCAGAUAUUAAAGGUCGUGCUUCUAUUUUUAAAGUACAUUUACAACCUUUAAAAAUUACAAUAGAUAAAGAUCAGUUAGCUAGAAAAAUGGCUUCCUUAACGCCUGGAUUUACGGGAGCUGAUAUUGCUAAUGUCUGCAAUGAAGCGGCUUUGAUAGCGGCAAGAGAUUUAAAUGAUAAUAUUCACUUAAAACAUUUUGAACAGGCUAUUGAAAGAGUUAUUGCAGGCAUGGAAAAGAAAACAAAUGUUUUACAACCUGAAGAAAAAAAGACAGUUGCGUAUCAUGAGGCUGGCCAUGCAGUGGCAGGCUGGUUUUUACAAUAUGCAGAUCCACUUUUAAAGGUCUCCAUAAUCCCACGUGGAAAAGGUUUAGGUUAUGCACAGUAUUUACCACAUGAACAGUAUCUUUAUACAAAAGAACAGUUGUUUGAUAGAAUGUGUAUGGCACUCGGCGGACGAGUGUCAGAAGAAAUCUUCUUCGGUCGCAUUACGACAGGCGCUCAAGACGAUUUACAAAAAGUAACUGCAAACGCAUAUGCUCAAGUUGUUCAAUAUGGUAUGAACGAAAAGGUUGGUAAUGUUAGUUUCCAAAUGCCUCAACAAGGUGAUCUGGCUUUUGAUAAACCAUAUUCGGAACAUACUGCGGAACUUAUUGAUACUGAAGUACGUGAAUUAAUUGAUCGAGCACAUAAACACACACGUAAUCUACUUACAGAACACAAAGAAAAUGUAUCUAAGGUAGCUGAAAGGCUAUUAAAACAAGAAAUUUUAAGUAGAGAGGACAUGAUAGAGUUACUAGGUCCUAGACCGUUCCCUGAAAAGUCAACUUACGAGCAGUUUGUGGAGGGUACGGGAUCGUUUGAAGAAGAUACUAGUUUACCGAAAGGUUUACAAGAAUGGAACAAACCAAGGGAGGGCGAUAAAAAAGGUGAAAGUUCAAGUAACUCACCAUCAGAAGCAGUUUCUCGAAUAAAUUCAUAAAAUAAACCGCAACAGCAAUUAUAAAACAUACUUUUAC
Messenger RNA from Eufriesea mexicana, 2511 nucleotides. RefSeq names its product AFG3 like matrix AAA peptidase subunit 2 (gene Afg3l2). The record is from RefSeq and is a predicted model, not a curated record. Gene Ontology annotation, biological process: mitochondrial protein processing. Lineage: Eukaryota; Metazoa; Arthropoda; Insecta; Hymenoptera; Apidae. Gene Ontology annotation, molecular function: ATP hydrolysis activity; ATP binding; zinc ion binding. Gene Ontology annotation, cellular component: membrane; m-AAA complex. The coding region runs from base 93 to 2474 and encodes 793 amino acids. The transcript has 13 exons.